Messenger RNA from Scaptodrosophila lebanonensis, 1806 nucleotides. RefSeq lists its product as uncharacterized. The coding region runs from base 1 to 1806 and encodes 601 amino acids. The transcript has a single exon. NCBI's taxonomy places the organism in Eukaryota, Metazoa, Arthropoda, Insecta, Diptera, Drosophilidae. The record is from RefSeq and is a predicted model, not a curated record.
AUGGCUCUACUGGUGGAGGUGGCAGGAGGUGCUUUGGAGGCUCCCAGCCCCUGGCAAUCAACGCCGCUGGCAGCGGCUGCUUUGCAUAUCAUCGAUCGCUAUAUUGGGCCUUUCCAAAGAACACUCCUGAUUGCCGGGAUGUGUGACAAUUGCACCUCCUGGCAGCGGGACCGACAGGAACAGUUGUUGUCCCAGUUGCUGUUGAGUCACAAGCAGGACGUGGCCAUACAACUAUAUCGGGGCGUGAUUGAUGAGAAGCCGAUUAGCUAUUUCUAUAUGUUCGUGGUGAACUCAUUGGCGGCCUUUCGGGCACUGGAAUUCACUCUCCCGGAGACGCUCUUCGAUCGCGAGUUCUACUUCGUCAUUGUGCUGACUAGCAGGACGGCAACGGAGUCGGAUAUCGAGAAAAUCUUCUUCAGCUGCAUGUACUUCCAUGUCCUACAUGUGGUGCUGCUCGUGGAGCUUCCUGACAUCCCAGUAGUACUCUUCUACAGCUACGAUCUGUUCAGCUCCAACUGCAGCCAUCUGAUUACGCCGAAGCAAGUGAAUCGCUUCGCAAAUGGUCGCCUUCAACAUGAUCGCCUGUUCGUGAACAAUUUCGAGGGCUUCUACGGCUGCCCCUUAAAUGUUAGUUGGUAUCUGUUGCCGCCUUUCGUCACAUUUCGCGGCGAUGGCCACAACCGGAGCCAUCGUGCGGAGGUGGAACGUCUAAAUGGCAUCGAUGGAGAGCUGCUGAGGGUGCUGGCUGAUAUUUUCAACUUUCGCAUUCAACUGUUGCCGCCAUGCGGAAAGAGUUACAUUACAGCCAAUGGGACUGUGACGGGAUGUUACGCCGCCCUCCAAUCUGGACGUGCAUCGAUCGCCAUUGGGGCACUGAGCGGCUCUCAUCUGCGACGCCAUCAGUUCUCGACGACGUCUGCGUAUCAUCAGAGCGCCCUGGUCUUUGUGGUGCGCAUGCGGCGCACUUUCGGACCCAUUAGCCAUCUGGCUGCUCCAUUUUGUCGUGGAGUCUGGCUCUGCAUCCUGGGCAGCUGUGUCCUAGUUUUGAUUUUACAAUGGCUCCACUGGCGGCGCCUGGAGAUCGGCGGUGGGACGCUCAAUGUGCUCGGCACGCUGCUGGGUAAUCCACUGGUGUUUGGGGCAUUGUUUUCAGACACCCAUGUCCGUCCGCUGUUCAUGUCCUGGAUGCUGCUGGCGUUAGUUCUGCGCACCCUGUAUCAGGGGAAGUUGUUCGGUGUCUUCUGCUUGCCCCAAUACUCCGGUAUACCGCGCAACAUAAGCGAACUUUUGGAUCAGAACUACACACUGCUAGCUGCAGACUACCUGGAUUUCUAUCCAAAGCAGCGUACGGAGAUCAUUCAGAGCAGCUAUGCAGCCCGAUUUGAGCAAAUGGAGAAUGAUCCACGCCCUAAGCUGACCACGACGGCGCUCUUGGGAAACCUUAUCCAUUACAAUCAGCACAAGUGGGAGACUAGCACGCUGAUUAGCGUAGAGGAGCCCAUCUAUACGUAUCAUCUGGUCAUGUAUUUGCGUCGCCAUUCCAUACUCAAGUUUGGGUUCGAUCGGAAGCUGCGUCAGCUGAUGAGUGCCGGAAUCGUGGGCUACAUCAAUCGUAAAUACGAGCUCAGCAAGUUCCGAUAUCUGCAGGCAGCAAGGCCUCUACAGAUCGAACGCAUCCGGCUGCAAAUGCACAGCGGACUCUACCUGGUAUGUCUGCUGAUGCUAUUAAUGGCGUUGAUCAUCUUUGGCCUCGAACUAUUGAGCCUGCGCGUGUCUCGAUUGCGACGAUUCUUUGAAGGAGGCUAA